Messenger RNA from Cyclospora cayetanensis, 3138 nucleotides. RefSeq lists its product as uncharacterized. Lineage: Eukaryota; Apicomplexa; Conoidasida; Eucoccidiorida; Eimeriidae. The record is from RefSeq and is a predicted model, not a curated record. The coding region runs from base 1 to 3138 and encodes 1045 amino acids. The transcript has 10 exons.
AUGGACUUGCUCCGGCGAGCUUCAUCUGGGCCUGUUCGUAUCAGAGGAACCGUUGUAAGCAGAAGCACCGUUGGCAUCGGCAGUAACCGAGGCUGUUUGUCUGCUCAUAGGAGGGAACCAGGCCAUGAGCUGCAUUCCAGCUGUGAACGGCGCACAGAUGUUCAGGCAGAAAGCCUCGCACACCACUCCGCGGCUCCCAACGCAGCUAAGUCUCUCUCUUCGCAGGCCCCCAACAUUGGAUCUUCACCCCUCCUAGUCGGAUCACAUCCAGUGCCUUGCAAAACGCACUGGGGCAGUCCAUAUGCAUGCAGCGACCUCGGCUUUCGCCAGUUUUACUGCAAGUAUUUCAACAGGGGCCCUCGUGGGACGAUUCCUCGCGAGGGUGGUCAGAGGUUCAGCCAUCUGCUUUCAUGGCAGCCUGGCCGUAGUGCCUUGAACUGUGCUUUUCAUUCAAACUAUGAGUGUGAACGUUCUCCGUCAUUCAGUGCGAGCCGCGCAGGCUUCCAAGAACGACACUGUAUAGCAACUUUUCCGCCGUCUGCUGGCCUCCGUAGAAGAAAGCAGGGUUCUGCUCAGCUGUAUGUGCAUCCCAAGCCUGGUGACGGGCAGGAAACCACCACAAGCUUACACGGAAGCUGUUUCCGCAGUAGGCUAGGCCUUUCGAAGUCUUCUAAGUCGCGGCAGCCUUUGCACGACGAACGGCACCCUCUAUUUCGAAUACGUGCGUUUUCCUUGGCCAUUGCCGCUGUGUGCUUUGUUCCCCUGAUAAUUGACGAGGACACUCCAAUUGGUUUUGAUGGCGGAGGAGAGCUGCUUUCUUGCAACUCAGAAAGCCUUGUGGGUACCUCUAGCGGUGCUAACAACACUGUUGCCAUCAAUGACGAGAACGAACCAGGGGAGACGAACAGCUCCAGUGGCAGACUGUUCGAAAUCGCCGUUCUGCAACGACGGCUUCGGAGCUUCCAGCAGCGACUGACCCGAUACACCAGUCAACUUCUUCUAGUAGGAUGCGGGGGGUAUUCUGGAUCGGAAUAUACGGAUGCGCACUAUUUAUGGGGGGCCGUUUGGCAACGUUUUCUAUUCCUGUGGGCUGCAUCUAGAAAUGCUUCCGAGGUUGCCAAUUUCGCAGUGAUGAAGGAAUGCAAUGCGAAUAAGAAAACCAUACCGUCAGCAGCUGAUGCAGGGUUGUCGCAAAGUGAAGACGCCCUGCAGGAGCAGAACAUUGAGAGAGAUGCAACCGCGAAUGCAGCAGCAAAGGAAUCAACGGAGCCGCGAGAUAUUUCGACCAAUCAAGAAAUAUUUGCUGGCCAUGCCUCCAAAACCACGGUGCGCACUUCUUACGCACAGAAAGCGAUACAUGUAGCAGCAGAGGCUGCGCAUUGUGGUGUCGUUCCACCAUCGCAGUGGACGAAAGAGCCUGAGCUUUUGGAGAAAAAUACAAAUUGCAGGCAGGCAGGGGACGAAGCAGGAUUUUCUCUCGGUGGGAUAGCGUCCUGGUUCCGUCCGCUUGGAUUUUUCUUUGGAAUGGCAGCGUCCGUCUGUCAGCGACUUCUAUAUGUUGUACCGCUGGCCUUCUCCGCAGCAGUUGCGGCGUUCUGGCUGCUUUUGCUGCCCAUCGUUUCGAGCGCGCUGCACUUUUGUGGCUUGGAAAGCGAGAAGGUCGUACACUGGGAAUCUGUUGCUCAGCGCGAACUGGAAGAAGUCAUUUUCACGGCUGUGACUGCGGCAGCUUCCGCUGCAGGGCCUACUUAUGUCAAGUUUCUGCAGUGGAUUGCUACUCGGCCUGACCUGUUCCAUGAGUCUCUCUGUUCACGGUGUGCAAAGCUGCAGACUGCAGUACAGCCCUUUGCCUACCCCCGAGCUGCUCUUCUCCUCCGGGAACAAUUUGGUGAAGAUGUUGAGGAGCAUUUAGUGCUUGAUCCAACGCCCAUCGGGUGCGGCUGCAUCGCACAAGUCUACCGCGCGUAUCUCCUUUUAUCUGCUGGAGCAAGUGACCAGUCUAAGCGUUUUUUCCUGGACCACGCAUUCGUUCUUGGGGGCAGUACUUUGAAAUCUGUUGAUUCAAAGCCUGAAGAGGGCGGCAAGUUACCCCCAGUCGCUGUUGCAGUGAAAAUCAUGAGGCCGGGAGUGCGAGAAGCAAUGGAAUUCGAUCUCUACAUUAUGCUCAUGUUGGCGUCGGCGUUGCAGUGGCUUCCUGCUUUCGAUUUUGUUGCCAUUAAGAACAGUGUUGAGGAGUUCGCAACGGCGAUGCGGCGGCAGCUGGAUUUCGGUCUGGAGGAGCAUCAUUUAAAGCGUUUCCGCAACAGCUUUGGCCUCCCUUCCCUCUCUAUUCCAGACGAUGUAGUACCGAUUCGUAACAAAUGCAGACGGAUGAGAGAGCCCACACACGAAGCUACACCUGCCGUAGAUCCUCAGACAAAGGGGCAGCACAACAGUUUUAUCGGCUCCCUGUCCCGAAAGAUCCUCGGCAUGAGGCGUCAAGUCACUUUUCCUUACCCCUUCGAGAGCCUCAGCAGCAGUGAGGUGCUCGUUAUGACUCUUGAACCAGGUUUCACCCUGAAUGAGCUGCUCAAAACAAGAGUCAAGCUCAAAGGUACCAAGCAAGGGCAGCCUAAAACCAAUAUGGCAAAGUCUCAGUGGGAUGCACUUAUAUCGAAUACCCCCACUGGAGGCGGAACGCAGGACGCAGGGGGGUCUCUGAAUUCUGCUGCAAAAAGGAUUAUUGAGCUCAUAUUUCCAGUGCUUCCUGAUGCACCCCGCACCCUCGUCUCUCCAGAACCUGUAUCUUUGGAUGGCCCCCUGGAAUUGGUUGUGUUGGACUGCGGUUUGGCCGCCUCCUUGAAGCAAGCUGAUCGUGUCAAUUUUGUUACCCUGCUUGAAGCUGUUCGACGGAAGCACGGCAGAGACGCAGGUGUAGCGAUGUUGCAAAGGGCUCGCAAGAACGCCUGCAAGGACAAAGAGGGGUUUUUCUCCGAGGUGGAGGCUCUCAUCAACGAAUAUCACUUUGAGAUCGUUGUAGCGAUGUCGGUUCUCGAAGGAGUUGGGGCCCAACUUUGCCCUGAUGCUGACGUUCUGAGGACAGCUUUGCCGUAUAGCUGCAUGGCGUCAAAGCUAUUAGGUUGCGCCAGUGAAGCCUGA